Nicotiana tabacum (common tobacco) is the source of this 1446-nucleotide messenger RNA. RefSeq names its product pentatricopeptide repeat-containing protein At5g47360-like. Gene Ontology annotation, molecular function: protein binding. NCBI's taxonomy places the organism in Eukaryota, Viridiplantae, Streptophyta, Magnoliopsida, Solanales, Solanaceae. The record is from RefSeq and is a predicted model, not a curated record.
AUGCUUCCUCUAUCAAUCUCUCGCCUUUUCUUGAAGACCAAUUCAGCCAAUGAGCCAAUUUUUUUACUCAAGAAGGUCCUUUUAUUCACCACUUGUUCAUCAUCAGCUGGAGAAUUUUUGGGUCAUUUGCUGAAAAAUAAAAAUGGGUCUGGUAUGGAGAAGACUCUGAACACAGUUAAGGCUAAACUAGAUGCUAAAUGUGUUAAUGAAGUAUUAGAGAAAUGCGCCGUUGAUGAUCCUCAAAUGGGUCUCAGAUUCUUCAUUUGGGCUGGACUUCAUCCCAGUUAUAGACACAGCAGUUACAUGUUUAGUAGAGCUUAUAAACUUCUCGGAUUUGAUCGCAAACCACGAAUUAUUCAAGAUGUCAUUGAGGUUUAUAGGCUGCAGAAUAAUUAUGUUCCAAGUGCUAGGAUGUUUAAGGUUAUUUUGAAUUUGUGUAGAGAGGGAAAAGAUGCUAACUUAGGCUUGUGGGUGUUGUGGAAAAUGAAAGAGUUGAAUUGUAGGCCGGAUACGACAGUGUAUAAUGUAGUUAUUCGAUUAUUAUGUGAGAAAGGUGUUAUGGAUGAAGCAAUGGGUUUGAUGAAAGAGAUGGAUUUGAUUGAUCUUCAUCCUGAUAUGAUCACUUAUGUUGUGUUGAUUAAAGGGUUGUCUGAGGUGGGUAGGUUGGAAGAAGCUUGUGGAUUAACCAAAGCUAUGAGGGGACAUGGAUGCGUGCCAAAUACGGUGACCUAUUCAGCUCUUCUUGACGGGAUUUGUAGGUUCGGGAGUUUGGAAAGGGCGCUUGAGUUAUUGAGAGAAAUGGAAAAAGAUGGUGGGCAGUGUAAGCCCAACGUCGUUACUUAUACUACUGUGGUUCAAAAUUUUGUUGAGAAAGGUCAGUCGAUAGAGGCAUUAAGUAUUUUGGACCAAAUGAGGGAUUUUGGUUGUAAACCAAAUAGGGUGUUUAUCUGUACUUUGAUUCAGGGUCUUUGCAAAGAUGGGCAUAUGGAGGAAGCGCAUAAAGUCAUCAACAGAGUAGCUGAAACUGGUAUUCCAUAUGAUUCUUGUUACAGUUUUCUAGUUUUAUCACUGUUUCGGAUUGGAAAACUCAAGGAGGCAGAAAUGUGUUUUAGGAGAAUGUUGGCUGGUGGCCUAAAGCCUGAUGGUUUGACCUCAAGCACAAUAAUGAGAUGGCUUUGUCAGCAGAGAAGGAUACUUGAUGGAUAUCACUUGAUUGACGCGAUUGAGCAGUCUGCAGGCGUAUCUUCUAUAGAUUCUGAUAUUUAUUCUAUACUUAUGGCUGGACUAUGUGAGGAAAAUCAUCUUGUUGAAGCUGCAAAGCUUGCUAGUCUAAUGGUAGGGAAAGGAAUUCAGCUUAAAGGUCCUUGUACUAAGAAUGUAAUUGAAUGUCUUAGACGUUGUGGCAAAGAAGAUUUAGCUUCAAGCAUUGGUAGUAUUAAGUGCUGA